AUGAGUAGCAUGCGCUGGGCUUCAAUUGGAAGAUUGCUUCAUGUGUGGGAAGAUAUGUCCCGAGCUAAGGAUAUCCUUCCAGAAAAUAACUCAAACAAUCAAAUUAAUCAAACGCUUUCCGCUGGUAGUGGAAUGUUACAGUCUGGAAACGAAGCAAUAGGCGUAAAAUCCUCGAUUCCUUUACAUCCCAAUAGAACGAAUCUAUGUCUGUUCUAA
Molecule: messenger RNA, 216 nt
Organism: Leptosia nina
Lineage: Eukaryota; Metazoa; Arthropoda; Insecta; Lepidoptera; Pieridae
Source: the annotation of a GenBank genome assembly